GCUGCCUCCCGCCGGGACCGUAGAGGGGCACUCGGUACCGGUCAUUUUCUCACCCAUUCGUCGGACAAGAAGAUGUUCCGGACAUUUUCACGCUUGAACCCAACGGCGAGGCUGCUCUGCGUCAUUGGGAUUCACAGUUUUUCCGCCUGGAAAUCACGCACGGCUUCGGCUGUUGCUAGUCUCUACGGUCAAUUUGUCUACCGAGACUGGCCUGUAGAUGUGUCCCUUUCGAGAUGA
Protopolystoma xenopodis is the source of this 237-nucleotide messenger RNA. The record is from the annotation of a GenBank genome assembly. Lineage: Eukaryota; Metazoa; Platyhelminthes; Monogenea; Polystomatidea; Polystomatidae.